Molecule: messenger RNA, 3778 nt
Organism: Anarrhichthys ocellatus (wolf-eel)
Lineage: Eukaryota; Metazoa; Chordata; Actinopteri; Perciformes; Anarhichadidae
Product: transmembrane protein 272
Exons: 4
Coding region: 1422-1946 (174 amino acids)
Source: RefSeq, a predicted model, not a curated record
CGGGCCGGAGAACGGUUAACGUUUGCGUAAAAUGAGAGGCGAGGCCGCUGACGUUAUCUUUUCAGGUUUGACGACCUGAAAACAAAAGGCUCAGAGUUUUAUUUGCCUGAUAUUGCAUAAAUAAAACACAACUACUUGUUAAUACUUUGAAAUUGGACCAACCCAAUCAAUGUUUCAGCUUCACGCGUGUCUGUUUUCAUGUUAUAGUAAGCGCACAGGUUGUUUCCUGAUUAUUGGUCAAACCUGCUUUGUUGGGAAUGCAGUCAAACCUCUUGGCUGUACUUGAGAGAGUAUUCUGUCGUCACACAAGUACUGUGUGAACGUAAAACUGAGACAACAAUGGGCUGAAGGAAGCUUUUAUUUCCUUUUAAAAAGUAGUCCCAAGAACUUGUUGACUUGAAAAAAAGAAAAUCUCACUGUGCACUCUACACCCUAUUUUGUAUCUAAGUGUUCUCCAGCUGUCUUCAUCAUUCUGAAACCAUAACAAAUGUGGAGGAUGACUGAGUUUAGCGUAAACAGCAUUGCUAAUCUUGAAACCUUUAGUUGUACAGUGCUGGACUAGAGUUCACAGAAUGAAUGUUUAGCUGACCAGUCGGAGAGAUUGAGGGGAAAUGACACAAAGUUGAAGGCAUUUUUAACCCCCCGCCCCUGUUCAUGUCACUACAUCUUGUGUACUCAUAUUUGCAGUGGUGAACACUCAUAAUUAGGAGUUGCAUGACAACUAAAUUGAAUUCAGGCUGGUCUGAAUUGUGGCUAAAUGAACUGACCUGACCCAAGAUUAGAUCACUCUAAUGAGCAUCAACAUGCAUGUAUGACGGGUCUGUGCAUCGUUCCUGGUCCAUAAAAACAUACAUUUAACACAAAUGAAAUCUAGGACACUUCUUUGAGUAAUUUCCCUAAAUGUUUAAAGGGAAACUUCAGUGAUUUUACACAUCAAAUUCAGAUUACUCAUCGUGAGAAUUUAAGAAACAAUAAUCUAGUCUUUUAAAAUGCUGGUCUAUUGAAAUGUCCUUGAAACCCAGUACUGUGCUGAAUCUCUAUGCUAAACAAAAAGCACAUUUUUGGCACUUUUGCUUGAAAAAUUAAUCAAACAUUUAAAUUGAUUAUCCAAAAAAGAUGCUGAUUUAUUUUAUGGGUUUAAUUGAGAAAUUGAUUAAUCAACUGUUAACUGCAGCUUUUAGAUAAAAGGAUAAUCUGAACUCUACCUCUGUAAAACAGUGAUGUUGCCUUUGAUGGGAGCAACAUCUUGUCUUCUUAUGUUAACAUUCUGAAAACCUUUUGUUUCCUUCUCGUCUUCUGGCCGAUAAAAGAUCACUUUGAGUAAAAUGUUUCAGCAUGCAGAACAAUGUAGACGACCUGAGUCUACACUUCUCUCUCAGUUCUUGAUCUUCCUCUGUAGGUGAGCAUCCCCACUACUCAUAAUGUCAAACACCGGCCUUAUUCAACGCAUCCGCAGCCGCCCUCAACCCCCAACACCGAUGCUAGCAUGUUCAAAGUUGGUAUUUUGUGUCAUACCCGUUGCUCAGAUUAUCAUCGGUGCAAUAUAUCUGGAUGACUGUCCGCGGCAGCACUACAUCCCCAUCUAUCUGAUCGUGGCGGGAGUCUUUGGCCUGGUGCUGGCGGCGCUCUCCUGCCUGCCCUGCGCCAGAACCCCUGAAGACGGCACCCCCAACCCGCUCAGUCAGGUCUGCACGACCUGGAACUCGUUGACAUCUUUGUUCCUCUUCUGCUGGUUCAUAGCUGGUAACGUGUGGAUAUACUCUAUUUACCAGCCCAACUACAUCAAGAACGCGGGUCCGUACUGCGACAGGACGCUCUACCUGUUCGCCUUCUGGACCACCACCUUAGUCUACAUCCUGCUGGGUCUGUUCCUGGUUAACGGCUUAUGUGUCCUCCUCUGCUGUUGCCUGUGCUGCCAAGCCGCCAACGCAGACGACGACGUCUAGAGACAAAACAAACCAACGAGGGGACGGGAUGCGUCUAAUGAGGCUGUUGAUUGGUUGAUAUAGUGCGACAAAAGACUAAUAUGUUUCAUCUUAAUGCCUACCAUGUCUCCUAGUGGCACUUAGUUGCACUUCUAGUUGUUUCGACAGCCUCAUUUAGAGACACACUUAACUCCAAGAAGCUGUAGAUUAGUGCUGGGCAGUAUGACCAAAAAUGUGUAUUACGGUAUUUCUUAAGAUUCUGUCGGUUUCACUGUAUAUCAAGGUAUUUUUUUUUUCCUUGACUGGGUUUUUAUACAGGUGUGGCUUACUCUACUGUCAGGAGUACAUCGAAUAUAAAAACAUUUUAAUGUCAUGUAGAAAGGCUUUGAUUACUAUAGGGUUUGUUCGUAUAAUGUUGGGAUAGCAGUUUGGCUGAAGCAUUUUCACAAAGCACAACAGGUAACCCGGAAAGAAGAAUAUUUCAAAAGUCAAGGCAAUAGAAUGACCGUAUGCAAGAAAUGCUCAUAUAGUCUAUGAUGCAAGCACAUACCAGGGUAACAUUAGAAGAAAAUACAUAAAUGAAUAUAAAUAAAUAAUCCUGGACCGAUGGGAGUGUGUUAGCAUCAGUAGUUGACUACAUGCAGUUUAAUAUUAAUUUAUCCAUGUACACAGCAAGAAUCAACUUUUAGGUUUCAGCAUUUUCAUUAGCUGCUGCACAUGCCUUUUGUGUGCUGCUAGUUAAGAGAUAACAAAACAACACAUAGAGUUGUUGGUAGAUGUAAUGAAAGUAAACAUGGUAGAAAUCAUCUGUGUUUCAUCAAUUCAUCAACAGGUGUGUUUCUUUUCAAAUCAUGUCCAAUUAACUGAAUUUAACACAGGUGGACUCUAAUCAAGGUGUACAAACAUCUCAAAGAUGAUGGGAGGCACCUGAGCUACAUUUCAAAUGUCUGAGCAGAGGUGAUGUGAUAUUUCAUUUUUAUACUUUUAAUAAAUUUGCGAAAUAUUCUAAAAUCCUGUUUUAUACUUUUUUAAAAAUUCUAAAAGCCCUUCUGGGAACGGGCAUAGGAAAUUAGGAAAACUGCUGUGAAACAUUGCAUUGGAAAAUUGUUCUUCAACACUCUAUGUACAGUAUAUGUAUUUGUCCCUAAACUGCCAGCUGCAGCCACACAAUCCCCACACUCACCUGCUCACCUGCUCCUCAUUCCCAUCACCCAGUAUACGUCAGCACCAGAAUCACAUGUUUAGUUGAUGUGCAUCUUUUAUCACAGAAAUAUUACAAUUUACAUACAAAAUACAAAAUAUGAUACUGAAUAAUGAUGUCUGUUUACUCUUUAAAAUAACUUUCACGACAGCAUUGCAUUAUGUAAAAAAUAAGGUUUGGAUAUUACUCAUAAUAUUUUCACUCUUUUUAUUAAGUUACAUGUUUUCAGAGAGAUAGUCAGGGAUGUCCAUCCAAUUGGUGGGCUGGGCUGAAAUGUCAGCACGGUUUGCGCAAGAGGUUGGCCAGUGCUUUGUUGUGGAUGGGUUUAUAGAGGAGAGAGAAGCUGGAGGGGCUGAGAAGGCCGUUGCCCUGUGGGUCGACUUUUCCCAUCAACACGUAGUUACGGCCUGAACAAGAGAAAAAAUGUGUCAGAAUUUGUCAAAUACCAGAUCAUGGAUUAAAUUAACGGACACUUAUUGUUUGACUAAAAUAAUAUACUCUUUCUGUAAUAGUCAUAAUGUGUUACAGUAAUUAAUUCCAAAAGGAAUCAAACAAAGUCACAAUUGCAUCCCAAAUUAAAUUUGUAAUCAAACAGUUAACUAUAUUCUUUCAUUUCUGCCUUUAAUGACUAGGAUAUAUUGGUUAAAUAAAG